AUGUUUGUUUGCUUCAUUUGUAAAGAAAAAUGGUGUAAGCUCUGCGUUACAGCACUUGUCGACUUUCCCCAGCUGCCAAAACUCACAGAUCCUAGAGCUUCCUCUGCUUGCAUGAUUCAGUUAUGUAUUUGUUUAGAAGAAUUAGAGAGAGGUUUAAGGAUUACCUGUGACUAUGCGUAUGCCAAUGAAGAUCUCUGUUGA
Molecule: messenger RNA, 201 nt
Organism: Thlaspi arvense
Lineage: Eukaryota; Viridiplantae; Streptophyta; Magnoliopsida; Brassicales; Brassicaceae
Source: the annotation of a GenBank genome assembly